Aspergillus viridinutans is the source of this 930-nucleotide messenger RNA. RefSeq lists its product as uncharacterized. The transcript has a single exon. NCBI's taxonomy places the organism in Eukaryota, Fungi, Ascomycota, Eurotiomycetes, Eurotiales, Aspergillaceae. Bases 1 to 930 code for a protein of 309 amino acids. The record is from RefSeq and is a predicted model, not a curated record.
AUGCCUUCACGGCGUUCAUUUCCAUUUUCCGUUCGAUCUGGAACGCCAAAGCGUGGCCCAAGCCUUCCCUCGGAAGAAGACUUUAGUAUCGAUGGCAUUUUGCGAGCCAUCGAGCCUGAAAUUCGAAGUACUUUGGACACGAUUGGCGAAAUAUGUGGCCGUAGCAAACUCAGUUUGGCCAACGAGUAUGGAAGUCAUAUUGCGCCUUUGGGAGAAAUUCGGGCCCCCCCUGGCGGUCUCUUGACUGUCGAGGAAGCCAGCUCAGACCAUGAACGACAACCUGAUGAUGCUGUGAUAAUUUUUGAUGACGACAGUAACAGUGUCAUGGGUGUGCGGGAUUACACCACUGUGCCUCAAUAUCGUUACUUAGAACAGACCGGACCCUCUACAAUCACAUCUUCUACAAUGGUGUAUCACUCAUUCGUGCCGUUCUCCGUUGCGGAGGGCUUGUCUGUCCUCGCGCAGUCUGACAAUCCGCGAUCGCUCCUUCCUGCCAAUCUCGAGGGAAACACCUCAGACCCCGUUGCAGAUUCAUUGCCUGCGACUAGGGAAUUCAUGUCGAAGCCGAACUCAAACGGCCGGACAUUGCUCGGAAAGCAGAACGAACGCAUCACAGAGGACCAGCUUAAGAGUAUCCUGACACCUGCGCUUGUAUCAGAGAUCCUCCUCGACGCACAAGCCAACGGCCAUUCAUUGCACACCUUUCCUUCUGACUCUCGUCAAGGCCAGCUGUCCGCAGGAGAGAACGGUGAUACCACGACAAGGGAUCCUGGACAGUCAGAUAAACUGUCCGUACUGACAGAUGUGCAAGCGCUGUUCAACUGGCUCAGAAAUGCUUCUCAAGACGGCCAACCUCGGUCCGCUGAGAAGCUGCUGCGUGCCAUGCUUGAGAGACAAAAUGAACAGCAUCCGUCAAGAAACAUAGGCUAG